AUGAUCAUCUACCGGGACAUCAUCAGCCAUGACGAGCUGUUCUCCGACAUCUACAAGAUCCGGGAGAUCGCGGACGGGCUAUGCCUGGAGGUGGAGGGCAAGAUGGUCAGUAGAACAGAGGGUAACAUCGAUGACUCGCUCAUUGGUGGGAAUGCUUCCGACGAAGGCCCAGAGGGCGAAGGUACCGAAAGCACAGUAGUCACUGGUGUUGACAUUGUCAUGAACCACCACUUACAAGAAACCAGCUUCACAAAAGAGGCAUACAAAAAGUACAUCAAAGAUUAUAUGAAAUCACUCAAAGGCAAACUUGAAGAACAGAAACCAGAAAGAGUAAAGCCUUUUAUGACUGGGGCUGCAGAGCAAAUUAAGCACAUCCUUGCUAAUUUCAAUAACUACCAGUUUUUUAUUGGUGAGAACAUGAAUCCAGAUGGCAUGGUUGCUCUCCUGGACUACCGUGAAGAUGGCGUGACUCCAUACAUGAUUUUCUUCAAGGAUGGCUUAGAGAUGGAGAAAUGUUAACAAAUUGGAUCUAUCACCUGUCACCAUAACCGUCUGCUGCUUCCCAUCCAUACAACACCAGGACUUAGGACAAAUGGGACUAAUGUCACCUUGAGCUCUUA
This is a messenger RNA of Microtus oregoni (creeping vole), 620 nucleotides long. Its product is annotated as translationally-controlled tumor protein-like. Bases 1 to 519 code for a protein of 172 amino acids. The transcript has a single exon. Gene Ontology annotation, molecular function: calcium ion binding. Gene Ontology annotation, cellular component: cytoplasm. The record is from RefSeq and is a predicted model, not a curated record. NCBI's taxonomy places the organism in Eukaryota, Metazoa, Chordata, Mammalia, Rodentia, Cricetidae.